CGCACGUCUCGAACUCCCAAAAAUAAAGCAAAAGCGCAACCGGCCGUAGGGGAGCAAACGCAGCGACUAAAGCAGCAGCCUAAGCAAAUCAAGCAUCUUGGUGGUGGUGGUGGUGAAGGAAAUGGUGGGGUGGCGGGUGUUGGAAGCAUUUCUACCGUUGGGAAUCAUAGCCGGCAUGCUUUGCGUGAUGGGGAAUGCUCAGUACUUUAUCCACAAAGCCGCCCAUGGCCGGCCGAAGCACAUCGGCAACGACGUCUGGGACGUGGCCAUGGAAAGACGGGACAAGAAGCUUAUGGAGAUCCUAUCCUCUCCUUCUACUCCUAAUUAACAACCCAACCCAGGAAGCACUAUUGGUGGAGUUUUUGGAAAUAAGUUACUCUUCAAGGUUCCCAGAUAUUGAAGUUGUAUGCAAACAAGUUGAAUUGUUGUCUCCUUCUGCAGCUUUCUUUAAGCUUUUGAACUUAGAAAAAAAAAGCAUUCAUCAAGCUGAUGUUGAUUAUGUGAAUUUGAUGGAUGAUAAAAUGACUAUAGAUGUUUGAAUAAUGUAGUACUUAACCUAUGUUUUAGUUUUACCCUAGGUCGAAUUUCCAUAGACUUUGUUGCGAUA
Molecule: messenger RNA, 607 nt
Organism: Coffea eugenioides
Lineage: Eukaryota; Viridiplantae; Streptophyta; Magnoliopsida; Gentianales; Rubiaceae
Product: NADH dehydrogenase [ubiquinone] 1 alpha subcomplex subunit 1
Exons: 3
Coding region: 122-328 (68 amino acids)
Source: RefSeq, a predicted model, not a curated record